AUGUUUUUCAUCGGUAUAUCAAUACCUUUCAUUGGUAUUCUAUUAAUUCUUAUUUUUGGUCUUUCAAAUACACGAUAUAUGUUCAGCUAUUAUCUUUCUGGUAAACGGAAAAAACGUCAUUCAAUAAAUAUUACAACAAAUAAUUUACAUAAUUCAUUUUUAACAAUUCAAAUGCAUUCAAUUUUAAAUAAUAUAGACAAUCCAAAAUGUAUUCCAAAUGUUACUACAAUAAUAUCUUUAGAAGAUGACGAAGAAUUAAUGAAAUGUGAUAUAUCAUCUAAUUUUUGCGAUAGUGAUACGAUUGAAUUACGUUUAGAACAAGAUCUUGAUUCUGACAACGAGAUUAUUGACAAUUAA
Messenger RNA from Adineta steineri, 357 nucleotides. The record is from the annotation of a GenBank genome assembly. Lineage: Eukaryota; Metazoa; Rotifera; Eurotatoria; Adinetida; Adinetidae.